Molecule: messenger RNA, 1625 nt
Organism: Aphis gossypii (cotton aphid)
Lineage: Eukaryota; Metazoa; Arthropoda; Insecta; Hemiptera; Aphididae
Exons: 11
Coding region: 350-1477 (375 amino acids)
Molecular function (GO): nucleic acid binding
Source: RefSeq, a predicted model, not a curated record
UUUAGUUUAUCGACAACCGUAAUUCGGACAAAAUCCGUGAGGCAGCGUGAUCAACGUCUAAUAGUACCAGGCGCCAGCGCUAAGGCGGGGUGAAAUAUGUGACGGUGUACCACCACAAUGAAUACCAAAAACACAAUGUCCAUGUUUUUGAGAUACUGACGACUGACCUAUUGGCUAUUGUUCUAUUCUGUGCUAUUAGUCAAUAGUCACCCAUCGACGUUGUACAUGGUACAAUAGUCUCGUCGACUAAACACAAAGCUCCAGGAAUUACACUUAUAUAUUAGGUGUAUAGGUAUAUUGUUAUAUACAAUCAAAACCAGCAACAUUUGAUCGUCGUUUACAAAGUAAAAUGGAGGAGGUAAAAAUCAAAAAUUUAAAUAAAUCUUAUAUGCGUAAGGUUUUCAUUGUAAAAGGAAGAGUUAAGUAUAUCAAAGUAGAAGAUAAAACUUCGGAAGGUAAACUUCUCAAUUGUAUACUUUCUGAUAACAGUUCAGAGAUAGAAGUUGUAGCUUUCAAAGACUGUGAUAAAGUAUCCAAGCUGCUAAAAAUUGGCAAAGUUGUACAAAUUGUUGUAAAUAAAGGCGAUUUCGAGGAUAAUACAUAUUAUAAAAAAACCAAUCACAAGUAUAAUAUAAUAUUACAUCCUGAAUAUUCAAAAAUUACAACCAUAAAUGAAAAUGAAGUAAAGAAAGCUGACUUUCCUACUCACAAAUUCAUUUCAGGUGAAGUUUUAAAAACUCUAACAUCAGGAAAAAUAAUUGAUGUCUAUGGUGUCUUAUUCCAAAUCGAUGGUUAUAUCAGUGCUAUUAGUCAACCACGUCUAUAUAGAAAGGGAACUAUUAAGGUUGAUUCCACAGAAAUUCAAGUUAGGUUUUUUGGUGAAAAUGCUAUGAAACUCUAUAACGACUAUAACGUAGGUAAGAAAUGGUCCUUGUUUGGAGUUCAAUACAUCAAAUUUGAAGGACAUGAAUAUUUAUCUGUUGACCACUCAAGUAAAGUCAGAUUAACAAGACCUGCUGACCUGAAAGAUUCAACAAUUGAAUCAUCAGUUAACAGAGCUUCGAUUUCAAGUCCAUCUUCAUCUAACAAAAAUUCAACAAUUGAAUCAUCAAUUUACAGUUUUUUUACUUCAAGUCCAUUUUCAUCUAACGAAAAUUCAACAAUUGAAUCAUCAAUUUACAGUUUUUUUACUUCAAGUCCAUUUUCAUCUAACGAAAAUAUCACAAUUGGAUCACCUGACCAAAAACCGUCAACUUCUGGUUCAACUCCCUGUAUAAAAAGAAAAACUCAAGAUUUUAAUGUCGAAGAAGGUACCUCAAAAAUCCUAAAAAUAGACGAGCCCAAAGAGUCAUUUUCUGACGAGAAAUUCACCAAAGUUGUGCUGAAUCUUUUAAAAAAUAUUAAAAACAACAAAGAAGUAGUAAAAUUACGUAUUAUAGAAUUCAUCUCAGAAAUACUUCCUGAAAAGGAUACAUAGUGUUGCUAAAGAAUUCUAAAAAGAAAAAAUGUUUACAAAAUGUUUAGUAAAUUAUGUUAUAAAAAUAUAAAUACUUUUAGAAAAUAUAAUUUAUACUAAAAAACAAAAAAUGUUGUUUGAUAAAAAUAUACAUUAUGUUUAAACUUCA